CCCGCCAAGCGCCCGCAUUGGCCCGCGGCGCACGUGUCUGGGAUGGGUGUCUGCGCCCGGGGAGGGAGGGAGCGCAGCGCGCCAGUGCCGCGGGCGAGGGCAGGCGGGGCGCCGGAGGGAGGGCAGAGGCUGCAGGCGAGCCGGGAUGCGCGAUGGCAGAGGCGGCCCGGAUCCCUUAUAGGACCACGGGGUCCACCCUUUUGCACCCGCUGAGUGACUUCUUGGGCAUCCCGCUGGACCAGGUCAAUUUUGUUGCUUGUCAGCUCUUUGCACUCUUGGCCGCCUUUUGGUUUCGCUUGUACUUAAGUCCCAGCCAUGCCAGCUCUGCUGUUCGUCACGCAUUUGCCACCAUAUUUGGAGUAUAUUUUGCUGUUUUCUGCUUUGGUUGGUAUUCCAUCCAUAUUUUCAUGCUAGUGAUGAUAAGCUACAGCAUCCUGAAUGUGGCCAGCAUCCCCAACAUUCACAGGUACUCUUUUAUGGUAGCUAUGGGAUAUCUCACGUUAUGCCACAUUAGCCGGAUAUACAUAUUCCACUAUGGUAUUCUCACUACAGAUUUCUCUGGUCCGUUGAUGAUUGUAAUACAGAAGAUCACUACUCUUGCCUUCCAAGUGCAUGAUGGAAUAGGCCGGAAAGCUGAAGAACUAACUGCUGAACAAAACCUGCUUGCUAUAAAAACAAGGCCUUCAUUACUAGAAUAUCUGAGCUAUCAGCUCAACUUCCUGAGUAUCAUAGCUGGCCCAUGCAGCAAUUUCAAGGACUACAUAGCUUUCAUCGAAGGGAGACAUGUGCAGAUGAAGCUAUCAGAAGUCAGCUGGAAGCAAAAAGGUCACGAUGGACUCCCUGAUCCUUCUCCAGUGGGAGCUGUGCUGCGCAAACUUUCCAUCACACUUGUAUCUUUGCUUUUGUUCCUGACCCUUACCAAGAACUUCCCGGCAACUUAUCUUGUUGAUAACCAGUUCAUCAGCAAGUCUUCGUUCUGGUCCAGACUUGGCUUCCUAUAUGUUGCCAUGCAAGCUUCAAAGCCAAAAUACUACUUUGCAUGGACACUCGCAGAUGCAGUCAACAAUGCAGCGGGCUAUGGGUUCAGUGGUGUUGACAAGACAGGCAAUUUCCACUGGGACCUUCUGUCUAAUUUGAAUAUCAGGAACAUUGAGAUGGCAACGAGUUUUAAAAUGUAUGUAGAAAACUGGAAUAUCCAAACCACUGCCUGGCUCAAACGCGUCUGCUAUGAUAGAGCUCCUCAGUACCCUACAGCUUUAACGUUUCUUCUGUCAGCUGUUUGGCAUGGCGUCUACCCUGGAUAUUAUUUUACAUUUGUCACUGGGAUCUUUAUGACACUAGCAGCCAGAGCAGUCAGGAACAAUUUCCGGCAUUUCUUCGUCUCCCCAAAGCCUCUCAAAACGGGCUAUGACAUUGUGACCUGGUUGGUAACUCAGCUCUCUGUCUGCUAUACCGUUGCACCAUUUGUUCUGCUAGCUGUUGAGCCUACAAUUAAAUUAUACAAGUCACUGUACUUUCAUAUGCACAUUUUAUGUGUACUUGUGUUGCUGGUCCUUCCAAUCAGAUCUCAAAAACACCUGAAAAGGCAGCAGCUUCCCAUUCAAGGCACGCACAACUCUGACAUAAACGAGAAAGCAAAAUGAUACCUCAAAAGGGAAUUGUCGCUCCUCUUCUGUGAGACACUGGAAAAAUGGGUACGAGCAAUACACCAUUGCAGUGGCUUAAUUUAAGAAACUUUUUAAAUGGACAGAAAGGAUAUGGACUGAUUACCAGUUAAGACUUGUUACUGGGUAAUGUUUACAUCCUUGAUGGGAGAAGAUAAUAUAUAUUUUUGUAAACUAAAGAGAGUAAUGGAGUGUCUUUAAUGUAUUUAAAUUCUUGCAGACGUCUAUCAUCUCUUAAAGUUAAUCUUAAUUAUCCAGUGCUUUUGAGAUGUAGGGGAAAGAUAAUCAUUGGAGGUUAGCUGUCAUGGACUGGCUAGAUGCAGAGGAGUGGGGGUGGGCACUAGCUGGGGAACCCCCAAGGGAACCCCCAGGGGAAGAAGGCUCAGAGUGAGGGGACUGGUGGUGAGAUGACAGUGAGUGGGCAGAGGGAGAAGAGGGAGCAGACUGCAGAGAGGAGGUGUUGGGAGCUGAAGAGGCAACAGGAUUUAGUGAGCAGGGAGAGGCCGUGGCAGAGACAAGUCCUGAGUCAGAGGCAGGAAAGGAGGCUCAAGGGGGCGGGGAGGCAAGAGGCAGUGAUCAGGCAGGCUGCUGAAGAAGCCAGGGAGUCUCACCCCCCCCCAAGAGGAAUGAAGAGGGCAGAGCAAAGAGAGACAAGAUGAAGGAGUCUCAGGCUGCUUGGGAAGGUCCCAUGGGAGGAGGAUACUUAGGCAAAUGUGGGAAGACCUUCACUCCCCACAACUGCCUCAUUCAGGCAGGAUCUACUGGGAAGAGUUGCCAUGCUGACUCAGCCUGAGCUGUUUUUUAUUUCUUUGUAUAAAGCAUUAACUUCACUGACAUCUUGUGAGUUAUGGCUGACCUGACCCCGACGCCCACCUUGACAUUAGCAGAUGGGUGCCCUAAGCAUCAAAAUGUUUUUCUUCCCCCACCCCCAUAUAAAACGAUUAAAGGUGAAAAGUAACUUGUAGUGUGUACCAGUAAUUCCCAAAUGGUGGGUUGCAAGGAAUUUUGUGGGUGGGUUUCCUGGAUGCACCAAAAGCUGCAAAGAAUUUGUGAUUCAUGGUCCAGAAGUGUGGGGACCAUUGGGCCCACAUAGACAGUACCUCCCUGCAAAAAGGAAACCUACAUGGGUGGGUCCUCUUUGGUAAAAUUACCAUAAGAACCAUUAACCUAGAACAAACAAAGUGCAUGCUGAGUGACUGGAAAUAGGCAUUAGGAAAGGGAAGAUCAUGGAGCAGGCUGGUUGUGGUUGCCCAUACAGAUAUAAAAUCAGGUAUAGACCAAGGUGAGAAAUGUGGGCUAGACAGGGUUUGAUAGAGAAUUACAGGCUUUUCCAGAACACUUCCUGUUUGACCUGUUUUCUAUGCUGAGCUUGGGUGAUUUCUCCCCACCACCACCACCACUGCCACUGAACUCCAUAAUCUUUUCCUGAUACUACAAACCUUUCAAAUGUUGCCUGCAUUCAUUAUUUCAUGAUAGCCGAACAAAGAUAAAUUACUUUGGCACUUGGAAAAUAACUCAGGGAACUUGGUGCGAAGCACUUGACUUAACCUUUUCGGAAUAUGCUUCCUAAUAUUCAAAACGAUGCUUGUAGGUUUUUAAAAUGUAAAUAGUUCUUUCCAUUUUUAAAUAAUAUGUUUUCUUUAUGAAGGGAACGAGAUAAAUUUAAACUUAAUGGAACUGAUGCAAACCCCUUGCCCUAUAAGUUUGCUUCCUUGUCCCCUGCCUACUCUUAGCUCAUAAGUGCUUCCCUCUGUCUGCCCACCUUGUUACCUAUAACCUAUCCCAAUUCAGAAAGCCUACUGAGCCUCAAGGAUGGAGUGCCCUGGUAGUGAAAGACAUGGGUGUUGCACCUGUCUGCUACUUAGGCGCAAUGAUAAUCUUUUUGCCCAAGUGGGUUCCACAUUCCAUCCACACUUCCGUUCUUUUAAAGUCCUGUUUGGCUACAUGCUUCAGAGCUGAAUUUGCUUUGAUCUUUUUUUAAUUUUGUUUUGCAGUGGGAAAGGUAUUAAAAUUCUGUAUAAAGUUGAGGGAUGAAAAAACGUUUUCCAGUUUCUGGUUGGAAAGGCGAGGGGAAGCUCUGAUCUUAAUGAGCUGGACUUUUCCAAAUCAAAUGAUCAAUGGAGAGUAGCAUUAAAUCACCUUUUAAAAGGUGCAAGUGAAGCAGAAUGCCUUGGGAACCAAUGUUACUGCUGUCUGUUAUCACUUAAUUGCUGUUUGGUCAUAUUAUGUAUUUAUUUUGGACAUUUUCACCCUGUUCUGCAAUCCAGGGAUUCUAAGCGCAAAUCUUUGUAAAGCUUUUUAAAAUAAAUAUUUUUUUUUAUCCAAAGAGCAUUUUUUGAAUAAUUAUUUAUUUGAGUAUUUAUACCCCAUCCUUCCAUUAUAAGAACACUCAAGGUGGAUCACAAUAUAUGAAAAAUAAUUGAAAAGGUAGCAACAGAAUAAUUAGUAAAACCAUGUGACCUUCCUGGAGAUCUAAGAUUCUGUUUUCUGGGUAUGCUUUAUUGAUUGUUUAUUAAGUUUUUAUUUUUAUGUAUGAUUUUUAUGUAUAAUUUAUGUUUAUGUGUUUUUGUCUGGCUACAACCUAUUUGACUGCCUUAUUGAUAAAUUUUAUUUACUCAAGCUAAAUUUUGCUCAAGAGUAGACUCACUGAAAUCAGUGGACCGAACUUAGCCAUGCUCAUUAAUUUCAGUGAGUCUACUCUCAGCAAAACCUAGUUGACUUCCCCACCCCACCCCACCAUGGCCUGCUCUAUGCUUCCUUUCUGCUGCAGCUGCAGUCUGCCUAUGAACUCGCCAGUUCCAUUUAGGUCUCCUGGCUAUUUGCUGUUGAUAGACAGCAAAUUUAUUUGAUUUGUCAGAUCCUUUUAAAAAGGGAUCUAUCUAAAUGCCACAAGUUUAAAAAGCUUCCCUUUCAAAAAUGUGACUUCUCACAUAUUGGGAAAAAGCGCUGGCUUAAAAAUGGCAUAUAGUACUGGUGACAUCUAGUGGCCACUGCUGUACACUUGUCCAAUCUACAUUUAGUUUUUCAGCUGAUUUUAAUUGUGCGAGAGGGCAGGGAACUGGCAACCUUCCAGAUGUUGAGAUUCAUAGAAUUGUAGGGUUGGAAGGGAUCACAAGGGUCAUCUAGUCCAACCCCCUGCAAUGGAGGAACCUUUCGUCAAACGCAGGGCUUGAACUCAUGACCCGAGAUUAAGAGUCUCAUGCUCUACUAACUGAGCUUCUAUUGGGCCUGGUCUCCCAUCAUCCUUGGCCCACAGAUUUCCCUGCCAUGGAGAAAGGAAAUACUUCUGUUUUUGUGUGGUUGGGAGAAGGGUGUGGAAAGCAGUAAAGGAACACAACUUUCUGCUUGUCAGCCAGCAAAUCCUAUUGUCAAGCGUUUCUGCUCUUUUUUCCUCUUUGGGUCUACAAAUCUCAGGGGGAAAGACUGGAUUCAUCCCCAGGAGUUGCCAGUUGCUGACCCCUAAAACGAAAUUGAAGGACUCAACAUCAUUCUUGGCAAGGGGUGGUUUCAGGCUUCACCCUUUUACCCUGUUUGGAUUUGAGCACCUUUCCAACACAGGAAGGUGAAAGCGUUUGGGGUUUUUUAAGUUUGGAGAAAAAGGUAACUGAAGGCUGGGAUGUGAUAUGAUCUAGUUGAGAUUCUUGCAUUUGCAGGGGGUUGGACUAGAUGACCCUUGGGACCCUUCCAGCUCUAUGAUUCUAUGCUAGAAGUCCAUAACAUUAGCAGAGUCGGGAAAGAAGGGACAGAGAGAAACUCGUCUAGCUUUUGCUCUUGCUCCCACUUUGUGAUACUGGCAGCACAAUGCCAGAGGAACCUAGGAAAUCACCAUUUACUGAAACAGCUGGUCUGUCUAGCCCAGUCUUGUCAACACUGGCAGCAGCUCUUCAAGUUUCCAGGCAGAGGUCAGCCCUACCUGGAAAUGCCAGGGAUUGAACCUCAGACCUUCUGCUUGCAAAGCCAUAUACUCUCUCUUAUGGGUUGCAUCCCUUUGCCUGAUUACCUUAUGAUGCAUGAAUGUGAAGAUGUCUGGGUCUGUGUUACCUGCAUGAAUUGAGAAUGACCACCCAAAACAUGAGAAAAGAGGUUGCCCCGCUUAUGGAGAAAGAGCUGACUGCUGCUGGGCAAACCUUUGCUAUGUGCAAGGCAGAGUGUGUCCAAUGCAGACCUUCACGUGAAUGUUGUCAUCAAGCAAUCUCAUUCCAAAGUCUGGUCAAGGGAGAGGAGCAUUUUCAGGUUCUGAGGCGGUGUGUAAAGGUAUGUUCCCUGUGCAGCUAUCCAUCUAGCAGUGGACAGCUUAGUUGGUUAGAGCAUGAUGCUGAUAACACCAAGGACGCAGGUGUGGUAACUGUAUGGGACAGCUGUGUGUUCCUGCAUUGCAGGGGGGGGGGUUAGGCUAGGGUCCCUUCCAACUUUACAAUUCUAUGAUUCUAUGACCAGUCUUGGCUGUAGGAGAUGAAUUGGAGAAGGAAGGAAUCCUAGGAGCUCUUCCAAGAGCUGGGACAGCAAGGGGAGAACUUGACACUACUCUGCUUUUCAGACCCUUCCAUGACAGGAUGGCGAACAAUGCUGAGUUUACGGGUGGAAACUCAUCUCUGGAAUGCUGUUUUGUUUUGUGCCCAAGGCUUGGUGUAUAUAAAACUGCAAUGCAGCCUGUCCGUUCAGCAGGAGCCUGGGUGGGUGCCUGGAGGGGAAGUGGCUCUCAUACCAUUUUUUGUUUUAUUUGCAGUAUUUAUAUAACACAGUUCUCUGGGUGGCUUUCAAAGAAAAUGGUGGCAUGUAAUUAAAAAUACAAUACCAGAAAAUAACAGUUUGCUGCAUAAUUGGAGGUUUUCCCCCAACCAAAGCAGAAAGGGAGACAACUGAAAAUAUAAAGUGCACUGUCAUUAAAAGCAACAUUGAAAGGUGAGCGAGACUUGUGGCAGGCACUCUGCAGCUGGGGUGCCACCAUCAAAAGGGCCCUCUCCCUGGUCACCCUUUCCCUUAUUUCACUUGGCAGAGGCACCCAUUUGGCGGAUUGGGGCCUGCUGAAGAAGACCUCCGGAUACAGACAGGUACAUGUAAGGUAAAGUGAUCUUUUCAGUCUCCUUGUCAUAAUCUUGCUGACUGCGGCACAACUUUCUACAAGGUAGCCAGCUUUGAGUUAGGAAUGGACGAAUCUGUCAGUUCUCAUUUGUCUCUGUUCCUCAUUUUUCCUGUUUCAUUUUCUCUGUAUUUUUGCAUGCGUUU
Messenger RNA from Podarcis muralis (Common wall lizard), 6890 nucleotides. It is a transcript of the gene MBOAT1, whose product is annotated as membrane bound glycerophospholipid O-acyltransferase 1. Gene Ontology annotation, cellular component: membrane. The record is from RefSeq and is a predicted model, not a curated record. Gene Ontology annotation, molecular function: acyltransferase activity. Gene Ontology annotation, biological process: lipid modification. NCBI's taxonomy places the organism in Eukaryota, Metazoa, Chordata, Lepidosauria, Squamata, Lacertidae.